Messenger RNA from Chelonoidis abingdonii (Abingdon island giant tortoise), 3442 nucleotides. It is a transcript of the gene RAPSN, whose product is annotated as receptor associated protein of the synapse. The record is from RefSeq and is a predicted model, not a curated record. Gene Ontology annotation, molecular function: acetylcholine receptor binding; protein-membrane adaptor activity. Gene Ontology annotation, cellular component: plasma membrane; neuromuscular junction. Gene Ontology annotation, biological process: synaptic transmission, cholinergic; positive regulation of neuromuscular synaptic transmission. Lineage: Eukaryota; Metazoa; Chordata; Testudines; Testudinidae.
CACUUGGGAUUUUUUAUUCUCUCUCCCUGUUGCACUUUUUUUCUUUCCUUCGUCUUUGUUUGUGGAGUUGGGCUGCAGAAUGUUCUGAUGGGGCAUCAGGACAUGAGAUGUUUGCCUAGUGGAUUUGGGAUGCUGCCUUAAAGGCUUUUCAGCCCUCUACUCACCUUCUUCUGCUGACAUUCCUGCAUCCUGAAGCGUCUGAGGGUCUUAUGGCCCCAGCCCUCUACAACAUGAAAUCCACCUUCCUCCUUUAGGACAUUCUCUGCGUUCUCUCUCAGGCUCCUUGUUGCUGCUGUCCCAAAAGGUUAGUAUAUGAGGCUUUUUGGUGCAAAAGAGAUGGGUCAGGACCAGACGAAGCAGCAGAUAGAGAAAGGACUCCAGCUCUACCAGUCUAACCAGACAGAAAAGGCCCUGCAAGUCUGGAUGAGGGUAUUGGAAAAGACCACGGAUCCUGCUGGCAGGUUUCGGGUUUUGGGCUGCCUCAUCACUGCUCACUCGGAGAUGGGCAGGUACAAGGAUAUGCUAAAGUUUGCAGUUGUGCAGAUUGACACAGCUCGGGAGCUAGAGGACCCUGACUACCUUAUGGAGAGCUACUUGAACCUGGCUCGGAGCAACGAGAAACUCUGUGAAUUCCAGAAAACCAUCUCUUACUGUAAGACAUGCCUGAACAUGCAGGGCACCACUGUGAGCCUGCAACUGAAUGGCCAGGUGAGCCUCAGUAUGGGCAAUGCCUUCCUGGGCCUCAGCAUCUUUCAGAAGGCACUGGAGUGUUUUGAGAAAGCCCUGCGCUAUGCACACAACAAUGACGACAAGAUGCUGGAGUGUCGCGUCUGCUGCAGCUUGGGGAGUUUCUACACACAGAUCAAGGACUAUGAGAAAGCCCUGUUCUUCCCAUGUAAAGCCGCUGAAUUGGUGAAUGAUUAUGGAAAGGGCUGGAGUUUGAAGUACCGAGCAAUGAGCCAGUACCACAUGGCAGUGGCCUAUCGGAAGCUGGGGCACCUGGCAGAUGCUAUGGAAUGCUGUGAGGAGUCAAUGAAGAUUGCUCUGCAGCAUGGGGACCGGCCACUGCAGGCACUUUGCCUACUCUGCUUUGCUGAUAUCCACCGCAGUCGAGCAGACAUACAGACAGCCUUUCCUCGCUAUGAUUCUUCCAUGAGCAUCAUGACAGAGAUUGGAAACCGCCUGGGACAGAUCCAGGUACUGCUGGGAGUGGCCAAGUGUUGGAUGAUCCAGAAGGAGCUAGACAAGGCACUGGAAGGCAUUGAGAAGGCCCAAGAGCUGGCAGAGGGACUGGGGAACAAGCUUGCUCUGCUGAAGCUUCACUGCCUGUGUGAAGGGAUCUAUCGCACAAAGGGACAGCAACGGGAACUUCGUGACCAUGUGGUGAAGUUCCACGAGUGUGUAGAGGAGAUGGAGCUGUACUGCGGCAUGUGUGGAGAGUCCAUUGGGGAAAAGAACAACCGGCUCCAGGCGCUGCCUUGCUCCCAUUUCUUCCAUUUAAAAUGCCUCCAGACCAAUGGGACCCGUGGCUGCCCCAACUGCCGCCGUUCAUCAAUGAAACCAGGAUUCGUGUGACCCGCUGAAUCAGUCAUUUUGAGAGAGCUCAUAUUCCGACUUGCAACAGAGGUCAGAAGACAGAACCUUGGAAUGUCAUCCAGUGCGCAGAGUCUGAAAGGAGGACCCUUAUUUGCAGGUGGAGAGGUCUCCUGCACAGGAUGCAACAAGUGCACCUUGAUCUUUUACUCUAACCUGACAUUUUACCUGUGUUCAGAAGCAGCAGUCAUCCUGGAGUCCCUCUGGAACCACCUCUCUAGAGCCAGUUUCACACUCUAUCAUGCCUGUUCUAGGACUUGCCUGAUACUUUCUCCAGUGCCAGUUCACACUCCAUUUUUGCUCCUAUUCAGUCAGCUGUACCAGGGCUAGUUAUUGUCUUUACUUGCCUCUCUUUGGUGCUUUUUUUUGCCCCUGUGAGAAGUGGAUGCUGGGGCCGGGCCAGUGAUGCUGGGUACAUGUAGUACAGCAACGUUGUCUGUGUUGGAGUAGCAGCCUCUUCUCAGCAUGCCCUGCUGUAAAUGUUGCCAGUAUACACCAUAGGCUCCCUUUCUUCAGCAACAGGAUUUAGACCCUAUUCCUGCCUUAUACUAGAUCUCUCCUAGCAAUUCACUAUCAUGUGUAAAAAUGGAUUUAAUUCAGAAAUCUGUAUUAAGGAGAAAUCAAACCCAAGGUAUGACUAUGCUAGUGUCCUGUGCCAUCAUGUCUUCCUCGUCUCCCACUAGGCCUUAGCCCCUUACUCUCUUCAGCCUGUCCUCAGCUGUCUGCUGCAGCCUCUGUUCCCCUCUCUGUACGAAUGCAGUACCCUCCCGCUAAGGCUGCAAGACUGUGUGUGUUACCCGCGAGCUCUGUGCAAACACAGCGGCUCCCCGCACAGGACUGUUCAGUGUGGAACUGCUGCUAGCGGCACGUGGCCCGCGCCCCGCGCGGCGGGGUCACCGGACAGGCGCUGGAGGCCAGCCAGGCAGAGCAGGUUCCGUGUGUUCAGUCCAGAGCCGCGCACGUGCAGGGCCCGCGCUAUAUUUACACCCACCAGUUUGUAUUCGCAAAUAAAGUCUUUGCACCCACGCCCGGCUGGCUCUGCUCGUGCCCGGGGAAGGGGCCACGCGCGCGACUCCCUCCGCUCGCCGGCUGGGCACAGCGCCUGCGCCACCCCCUGGGGAGGAGAAGCGGGUCGUGCAGCGGCCACGCCCCUACCCCGCACCAAGAUGGCGGUGAGGACAUCACUCAGCAGAGUUGGGUGAUGUCACGUGACUAAUCAGAGACCGUGGAGUUUUUUUUUCCCCGCAUGACAGAUUCGACUGAGGGGGGGCAGGGGAGAGUGAAGUGGCUGAGCGUGGGGGCGGGGCGGGGCGGGGCGGAAUCUGCUGUCCCCGACCAGUGCCUUGUUUACCUCCAGAACCGCUCGUCCAGGACAAGAUGGCGUCGGUCUGGGAUGAGGCUGAGGACGGCGUUGGCGAGGAGGUGCUGAAAAUGUCCACAGAGGAGAUUGUGCAGCGAACCCGCCUGCUCGACAGCGAGAUCAAGGUGAGGUGGGAGCGGGGGUUGUGGGGCGGUCGCUGUCCCCCGCCCGGCUGUGAAGGCAGAGCAGCGAGAGCGGGGGCUGCUGGCCAGGCACCGAGUUCUAGCAGCAGCAGAGAAGUCCAGCCGGGGGCAGAGCAGCUCCUGUCCAUGUCCCCGUGUAGACUGGGACGCGCCGCCUAGGGCCGGUGGAAGAUCCCGGGGCUCCUGGGCCCAGCCCCCUGUGGUCACUGCUCCCGGAGGGCUCUGCUAGCCUGGAGUCGGGUCCCCGCCGGGGUAGCUCUUAAGGGCUGUGAGCAGCCCAUGCCCUGCAUUGGCAUGUCCGGCUGCGGAUUUUGGCUUCCGACCUAGCCCCCUUAAUUUUCUCUCU